AUGAGCAGCCCAAAGCACGAAACGGAAAAGGGUGAGUCCAUCGCUGUCGACAUUGCGGCUCCCGCUCAACCAGCCCCCAAGCCCGUGAGAUCGUCCUUCAAAAACCUCUUUGCCUUCACCCGCCCAGCCCAUGUCUCACUCAUGGUCACCGCUCUCUGCGGCUCAGCCGUCAUUGCCGCCGGCCGGACCGCCUACGCUGUUCUUCUCGGCAAGAUUUUUGAGGUCUGCACCUCUUACGGCGCAGGAGUCAUCGCCGCAUCCGAAUUGCUUCACCAGGUUUCCCACUGGUGCCUGUAUAUGUUCCUCCUCGGAAUCGGCAUGUGGGUGGUUUGCAGCUUUGACGUUGCACUUUGGGUCAUGGCCGGCGAGUUGCGCGCAAAGACGACCAGAGAGACUCUAUUCUCGACCCUUCUCAAGAAAAGUGCGGCUUGGUUCGAUCUCCGAGAGCAUGGCAUGUCCAGCUUGAUGACUGCCAUCCAGACACAAGCCCGCGAACUCCAAAUGGGCACCUCCCAAGUGUUCGGCUUUCUAGUUUGCGACCUGCUCGUCUUCUUCUCCUGUAUCAUCGUGGCUCUCUACUACUCUUACAAGCUGACACUGGUCAUGCUCUCCACCGCUUUGCCGUCUGCCCUCAUUCUCUGGCUCAUCGCCCGCUUUCUUGACCCUGCCAUCGCCGGCCAAAAGCGCGAACUUGCCGAGGCUGCUAAGCAUGCAACGGCUGCUACGACCGCCAUCGACCUCGUCAAGGCUUACAAUGCGGCAGAUCACGAGUCUUUCCAGUUCAUUUCGGCUGUGCGACGCUCGUCCAAGUACUACACCCGUCAGGUGUUGUCCAAUAAUGGGCAGAUGAGCUACAUCAAGCUGUGGAUGAUGUCACUCUUCGUUGUUGGUUUUUACUUUGCCGUCGUGCUCGUCAACCGGGAGGAGCUGACCCCCGGAAACGCCUUGACAACCUUCUACUGCGCCCUCAUCUCCUUUCAGUCCCUUCAAAACCUCGGCCCUCAAUGGAUUAUCCUAGCAAAAGGGAUGGCAGCAGGCCAAUCUCUCCACGAUCUCGUCCGCCAAGCUGAUCCCGGUCAGACCAAGACUUGUAAAGAGCCUGGCGGCCUUCGACCCCCUACCUGUCAAGGCGACAUCUCUCUCUCCAACAUCUCCUUCGCCUACCCGUCUGCACCCUCCAACUUGGUCCUUCAGCCUUCGUCGUUUCACUUUACACCCGGCUCUCUGACCUUUAUCGUCGGUCGUUCCGGCUCCGGCAAGUCCACCCUCGGCAAUCUGCUCGUCCGUUUCUAUGAGCCCUUGACAGGCCAAAUCACUGUCGAUGGACAACCCAUUACGCGUCUCGACCUAGGAUGGGUCAGACAGAACAUUACCCUGAUCCAGCAAUCCAGCGUUUUCUUCAACGAUAGUUUAUUCCAGAACGUCGCAUAUGGAGGCUAUCAGCCCGACCGCGUCACAGUGGAAGACGUCAAAGUAGCCUGCUCCAUGGCAUUGCUACAAACCACCGUUGCCGGAAUGCCUCAGGGUCUAGACACGCAAAUCGGACCUGGCGGUUAUUCGCUCUCUGGCGGACAGCGUCAGCGCCUGGCUUUGGCGAGAGCCAAGAUCCGCGAUCCACCCGUGUUGAUCCUCGAUGAAAUUACCUCCGGUCUGGACCCCGUGUCGAGGGGAUUGAUCAUGGACGCUAUUCGCAUCUGGAGGAGGGGUAAAACAACAAUCAUCAUCACGCACGAGGUGGGUUGCAUAGGAGAGGGCGAGAUGGUUUACGUCAUGGAGGACGGACGAGUCGUGCAACAAGGACAUGGAAAGCAGUUGAGAGAGGAGAGAGAGGGGUUGUUUGCUGGGCUUGUUGCCUCGGCUGAUCAUGACGGUGGUGAUCAUGGAGAGGGUGCAGAGGACAGCGAGAAGGAGGAGAAGGAGGUAGAGAGCGAGUUGGAGGAUAUUCAAGAGCUUGAAGAAGAAGAGUCAGAGGAGGAGGUGAUUGAAGAGGCUACCUACGUCCAGCUAGUUCGCGGACUGAGCCUGCGUGGCCAGAGGGGCAGUAUCGUCUUUCCCAGGUUAACGUUUGGUUAUGAUACCUACUCUUCCGCGGACAACCGACAGUCACGACCACUUUCACGAUUGUUGGGCGCGGGCAGAGUACCAGUCCACCACCCCCACCCCCACGCGAACCCCGAUGGCACUCGUGAUGUCUCUCCCUUCUCAAAGCCAGACGACCGCAGACACAGCACCUCUUCCAUCGAACUCAUCACCCAAACUGGCCUUUCAGUCAAGAAAACCCGCGUGGCUAAUGCCCGGCGGGCUCAGCACCCUGAUCAGAAGGUCACUGAAGCUCAAUCAAACGGAAGCCUGGAUUCUCUUGAGCUCUUCUUCCUCGACAAGCUUGCCAAUAAGAAACAAAGAGCUGGAUUCCGCAAGAAGCGUAGGAAUAGCAUGGCGUCUGUUGUCUCGGCUGCUUCUCACUCUUCCAAUCCCCAGCUAAGCAAAAAACAGCGACACUCGGUCAACAACCGCCUCCCUUCUUUGUCGGCAAUCCUCCGCACCGUCUGGCCCACUCUGGACCUGCGCUCCAAACUCGAACUUUUUCUGGGUAUCUGUCUGGGUCUGGUAGUAGCAGCCGCCAACCCCCUUUUUUCAUAUGUCUUUGCGCAACUGCUCUCCUCCUUCUGGUCGUCUCCUUCCGCCCGACUCGCCGCCGGUUCCAAAUACGCAGGGAUCCUCGCCGCCAUUGCCUGUGCUGACGCUCUCGCUACGUUUGGCAGUUAUUACUUCCUUGAGAAAGUAGCAACGAAAUGGGUUACCACCCUCCGCUCCGAAGCCAUGACGCGCAUUUUGGCGCAACCAAAAUCGUGGUUUGACAAGAACUCCCACAGCCCGGCCAAGAUCGUGGCCUGCUUGGACCGUAACGCCGAAGAAAUGCGCAAGCUAGUCGGCAUGUUCCUCCCCAUUCUGAUUAUCGUCUGCACAAUGAUCACCGUCGCCAUCGUCUGGGCCUUGACCAUCCAAUGGGACCUGACCCUCGUCACCCUCGCCGGUAUUCCUGCUGCCGUCAUCACCGGCCGUCUUAAUGCUUUGUUCAGCGACAAAUGGGAAUCCCGCUGCGACCAAGCCGCCUUGCGGACUGGACAAGUCCUCACCGAGACCUUUGGCAACAUCAAAGUCGUUCGCGCCCUGACACUCGAGGGGUGGUUCACGCGGAAAUACGAAGCCAAGACAACCGAAGCGUACCAGCUCGGUUUAAGGAGGGCCACCUACGUUGGUCUCUUCUUUGGUCUCAACCAAUCCAUCGCUUACUACCUGACCGCCAUGAUCUUUUACUACGGCGCCAAGAUCUUAUCCCAGGAUCGCGCCUCGGUGACCGAUUUGCUGCGCGUCAUCAACCUCAUCUUAUUCAGCUUGGGAACCUGCGUCAACAUGCUAGCCAACGUCCCGCAGAUCGCCGCAGCAAAGGCAACAGCGACCCAAAUGCUUUACUUCGCCAACCUCUCCCACUCGUCAAGCCAUGAAUCCCAAGGUUCUCAGCGCAUCUCCAACCCCUUGCCCAUCCGCAUGCAAAACCUGCGCUUUGCCUACCCCUCUGCGCCCGAUACUCUCGUCUUGCGGAACUUGAAUCUGACAAUCAACCCCGGCACAUGCACAGCAAUCGUCGGUUCCAGCGGCUGCGGCAAAUCAACCAUUGCUUCUCUCCUCCUCAACCUUUACCCCCCUUCUGUUUCUACCCCCACCAAUAAUUCCUUAACUUUCAACUCCAUCCCCUCUGACCAAGUACACACCCCCUCCCUCCGCUCGUGUGUGGGAUACAUCCCACAACACCCCUUCCUUUUACCCACCACUCUCCGCGAAAAUAUCUUGUAUGGUCUCCCUGACUCUUCACCCCUGCGCCUCCCCUCCCACUUCCACUGUCUAGUUCACGCAUGCCAGUUAGCUUCCAUCCACGACUUUAUCAUCUCCCUUCCUGCAAGUUACGACACCGUCGUAGGCGAGGGUAGCGGCCUACAACUCUCAGGCGGCCAAGCCCAGCGUGUCAGUAUCGCGCGCGCACUAGUGAGGAGUCCGAAAGUGGUGGUGGCUGAUGAACCGACUGCUAGUUUGGAUGCGGAGGGUGCGGAAGCUGUAAGGGAGGUUUUUGCUCGACUUGUUCAUGGUAAUCGGACCGGAGUUCAUAUCGAUACUUCUAAGGAAGGGAAAGGACAUCAAGGAAAGGAAGGGAAAAACGAAGAAAUGGCAAUCAUCGUAGUAACCCACUCCAAGGAAAUGAUGCGGAUUGCCGAUCGCGUGGUGAUGAUCGAGGGAGGGAUGGUGGUGGAGGAAGGCGGGUAUGACGAGUUGAGGAGAACAAAAGGGGGAAGGUUCGCGGGGAUGGUUAGUGGAGGGGCUUGGGAUGGUGGUCAUGGUGCUGCUUCUUUGUCUUCUCGUGAUCGCCAACAGGGGGGACAAGAUCGAAGUCAUCGUCAUCGAAGGAACGUAACUCUCACAACUAUCAGUUCCGACUUUGAUGGACAGAGUAUACCUCUAGAGGUAGGGGAGUCUUCGAGCUCUGCUCAGUACCACCAGUACGGGCGUCACGGGGCGAGAUAUCAAAAUGGGCAAGAUGGAGUCAGCGACGUGAGUGAUGAGGAUUUGGACCUGGAAGAUGAAGAGAAGGGCGGGCCUUGGACUGGUGAUGGUGCUGGUGGUAGUACUGAUGCGGGUGCGGGUGCGGGUGCCGGUGUAAGGGUCAAUGAAGAGGCGUUGCAGAGACUAGAGGGGACGUCUCCGGAUUCUACGUCUAGCGCUUCGUUGUCUUCUGCGAACGCGCCACCAGAGAGAGGUAGGGGAACAGAGAGGGGUGGGGAUGGAGGAAGGAGUACUUGGGGUUGGAGGUUUGACUAGGUAAUCUUCUAAGUUCCUUUCUGGUGUGUAAAAGUAUAUAUGCAGUGGUUGCAGGUUCCUUUGCUCCUUUGCUCUUCCUUCGCUUCUGGGUCUCAUCUUCUCUUGGUAAAUAUCUUCUUUUAAGAAACCGAAUACCUCUAGCUAAAGACUUUACAGUUUGCCUGGCCUAUCACAUCUCUUUAUAGUUGACGACAAGGUAUCAAUGAACAUUGACUUUAU
This is a messenger RNA of Neurospora crassa OR74A, 5091 nucleotides long. RefSeq lists its product as hypothetical. Gene Ontology annotation, cellular component: membrane. The transcript has 2 exons. The record is from RefSeq and is a predicted model, not a curated record. The coding region runs from base 1 to 4872 and encodes 1623 amino acids. Gene Ontology annotation, molecular function: ABC-type transporter activity; ATP binding; ATP hydrolysis activity. Gene Ontology annotation, biological process: transmembrane transport. Lineage: Eukaryota; Fungi; Ascomycota; Sordariomycetes; Sordariales; Sordariaceae.